CUGGGCGUCACGUUGUCAAGUGGAUUUAUCAGCUGAAGAUCAACGUGGUUGACACACGACUGGUGACAUCUAUAUCAUCAAAGAUGCCGACCGAACAAGAUCUAUACAAUGUCAUUGACAGCAACGAACCAUGGAAGGGAAGAAUGCUAUUUACAGGUCCAGAUGCUACUAAAGAUCACUUGAUGACUGUCAAUCAGGAGCACAGACAGGUCGGUAUAGGGACCAUGUCCAGAGAAGGCACCAGUGAGACUGAUUACCUGUGGAGACCUGCAACUGGAACACCUUUCCACAGGCCCAGGACCAGUAAAGUUGGGGAAGUUGGCUGGGGAAUACCUAAUAGCACCGACUGGAAAGUGUCUCGAACAGGAAAACAGAUUAUGCUCGGAGAAUUCCGCCAAGCCUGUGAAGACCGACACUCGCAUCUGUACCAAAACGCAUGGUUCCCAGGGCCAAGAGAUGAGGUUCCUGAAUCAACCGAUGCUGCUUUAAUCAUGAACGUCUAUAGACCAAAAACAACAGAACAGCAUCACACAGAGCCAGAGACAUCAGAUACUAACACCAGUACUCAAUGAUCAGUUGUGGAAAUAGAAGGUAUACGACGUCCAUGAAGAGAAACGUUCAGUGCAAUAGUUCACGAGAUCUUCAAAGCCGCACCAGUAUUAUAUAAAAACCCAAUGCCUCAGUUCUUGCACCAAUGCUUCAUAUUGUAGUUUGUUGUACUUUGUACUACUUAAGUAUCUAAGAUACAUGUAGAUUUCAAGCCAUAGUCUUUCAGUUCGCCAGUAUUUCACUUGUUUUUGUAGCUUAACUUUAUUGUUUAAUAUAUGUGUUAAAUAAAUUAUAAAGAUGACUGACAAGGGAGAAAGAACAGUUCGGAUUUAAAACCAAUGCAAAUAAAAUCAAAAACUAGAACAUUUGUUUUUUCAAGGACACGUGCCAGUGCAGUAUUACUCGUUCUAUGUUACCAUCCUACACAGAGAAAUGAUUCCUGGGUCCACAUAUAAUUCGUUCAUCCUUAAAACAAAAUAACUGAUUUAUGAGCUACAGACUGCCAGAAACAAUCCAGUUGAUCAUAUUGAAAUUCGGUAUUAUAGACACAACCCUGUUAGAGCUGUUAUCCUUAUACUUCCAAUCUAAAUAUUUUGUUGGCUUGCUUGCUUGUUUUGUUUGUAUAAAUGUUUUCUCAGGAUAACAGCUUUAAAAGAAAUGUCUUUAAUAAGUUUAAUACCAAAACAGUAUUUCAAAGAAAAAUGACGUCUCUUCCGGUAGCAAAAUGUUAAUACUGUAUUGCCAUUCAAGUUUGUCAGCUAUUAACCAUGUUUUAUAAAUUAAGAAAGUGAAACAUCGAAUGUCCGAAUGCAGAUCGUUGCUUGAUUUUUUUUAAACAUACAUUCGUUAUCUGUAAUUUUACAAGACAUACCUUUAUUAAUACAUGUUAGUAUUUUGUAAAAAAAAAUGUGUUUUGAUGCUAAUUUCUUACUGCAAACAGUAUUUCUACUCUUUCAACAAACAGAUCUUACACGUAGCCACAAUGCUAACCGACUUGAUUCUAGUAGUUUUUUGUAAAUUGCUUUUAAAGAUAAUCAGAUCUGUUUUGUUGAUGUCAAAAAGUGUUAUAUAACUCUAAAUGCUCAAUUGUUAAUACUUUUGUUCAUAUUAUUGGUACUAGGUUUUUAGCAGUUGUUAUCGUGAGUGAUUAUAUACAGUAUUAUUUUGAACACUAUAUAAAAAGAAAAAAACAAA
Molecule: messenger RNA, 1743 nt
Organism: Mytilus trossulus (common blue mussel)
Lineage: Eukaryota; Metazoa; Mollusca; Bivalvia; Mytilida; Mytilidae
Product: protein SPMIP2-like
Exons: 6
Coding region: 84-572 (162 amino acids)
Source: RefSeq, a predicted model, not a curated record